This is a messenger RNA of Ctenocephalides felis (cat flea), 3567 nucleotides long. RefSeq lists its product as uncharacterized. Gene Ontology annotation, biological process: defense response. The transcript is spliced from 17 exons. NCBI's taxonomy places the organism in Eukaryota, Metazoa, Arthropoda, Insecta, Siphonaptera, Pulicidae. The coding region runs from base 238 to 3567 and encodes 1109 amino acids. The record is from RefSeq and is a predicted model, not a curated record.
GCAGGCGAAUGCAGAGAAACAGAAUGUUACUGUACUAGAAAUAAACUAGAAGAUUUUAAAAAAUAUGAUACGAUUCUUAAAGAAAUAUCAUCAAAUUCAUCAGAAGUAGCAGAAAACGUCUAUGAUUUGCCUACAAAUGCAUAUUGUAAAACUGAAAUUGGCGACGGUUAUUGUGAAUAUUUCUGUCAGAGCCUUAACUUUGAGAGAGGAAAAUGCACUGAGGAUAAAUGCCAUUGCAUGCAAAAGACUUCAACAUGGAAAGAAUUAUCACGUGAAGUCAAAAAAAAUUACAAGAAUUCUAUUUGUUCAAAGGAGUCAAACUCAAAGUCAUGUUCGAGGUACUGUUGGCGAUUUGAAGAUAGUUUAGGGUCUUGCUAUGAAGAUAAAGGUCAUAGAAAAUGUGUUUGUGAUUAUGAAAAAGAAGUUGAUGAAGAUACAGAAAUUAUCAAAGAAAUUGAGGAAUUAUGUGAAAAUGACAUUAGAAAAAAUAUUGACUGCAGGCAUAAAUGUAAAGAAUUAAAUUUCAAAGAUGGUGCUUGCUCUGUAACUGAUGUUGAAAUAUCAUGUAAAUGUCAAGAUCAUUCUAACAAAUGGGUAUCAUUAUCACCAGACAAAUUCUACGAUGAGGGUGAAAGAAUUGAUGAUUAUGAAGAAUUUAUUAAAAAUAUUAUUGAGAACCAAUGCCAACCAGAAGAGUGUGAUGUGGCAUGUCACAGCUUCAAACAAUUUUCCGGAAAAUGUGAUGAAGGAAAAUGCUUAUGUGAAAUUUCACGAGAUUCCAAAAUAUACCGUUCUUUCGAAGAGAUUGUAAACGAAGUAUUCCGAAUCGAAGAAGAAAUUUAUCCAUCUUUGGAUCAUUGUUCUUUACAUUGUAAUAGGAAAUGUUUAGAGGUCAAUUAUAAGGCAGGUGAAUGCAGAGAAAAAGAAUGUUACUGUACCAGAAAUAAAUUAGAAGAUUUUAAAAAAUAUGAUGAAAUACUUAAAGAAAUAUCAUCAAAUUCAUCAGAAGAAUAUGAUCGUGACUGCAAUUGGGCAUGUAAUAAACAUUGUACACAAGUAGGCCUAAAUAUUGGUCUAUGCCAGCAAAAUAAAUGUUAUUGUUCGAGUAAUAAUCUGGAUGACUUUCAUAAAUAUCAAGAUCUUCUGAGAAAUGAUAUCCCUCAUUCCUCUGUUUGUAAAAAUGACUUCGGCGAAGGCGACUGUGUAUAUCAAUGUCUUGGACUAGGAUAUCAUAAUGGAAGAUGUACCCAAAAUACUGGAAAUAAACCAAAAUGUCAAUGCACUCAAGAUCAGAAAUACUGGGAAGAUUUAACCUUCGAUGUUGAAAAUGAUUACAAAAAUUCGGUUUGUAAUAAAAAUAUCGACGAAAAUGAAAAAUGUUCUAGAUACUGUUGGAGAUUUUAUAGAUCAGAAGGAAAAUGCCUUGGAAAUUCAUGCCAAUGUAGCGACACAGAUCAUAGUGACGUCGAAAUAGAAAAUAAUAUUUAUGAGUUAUGUGAACAUGAAGAGAGAUCCAAUAUUGAUUGUCUGUAUAAAUGUAUCGAAUUGGGCCAUGAAAAUGGAACUUAUGACAUAGAAAACUUCGAAAAUAUGAUUAUAGAAGAUGUUUGUGAAAUAACAGAGUGUGAUAUCGCAUGCCAUAGACAAAAUCAGUUUGCCGGAGUUUGUCUGGAGGAUGUAUGUUCAUGUAAAGUUUCUAAACACCAAGAACAAUUUCGUGAAUACAAAGAAAUUGUUAAGAGAAGAACAAUUGAUAUUCUUGAGCAUCAUUUAGAAGAUAAAUGCAAUAGAGACUGUGAAACUGAUUGUGUCUCUAUCAAUAAAAAAGCUGGUAAUUGCUUUAAGGGCGUAUGCCAUUGCAUUGGUUAUAGAGAUACAGAUUGGCGUAAAUAUGACGAUUUAUUAAAUGAGGUUUUGAUCCAACCAGGUGAACAUGAGAGGGAUAUACUAGAUAAAUGCACAGAUAAUGAUUUAUGUUCAAGAGCUUGUGAAGCUAAUCAUUGGGAUAAGGGUGUAUGUGAGAAUUUGAGAUGUAUCUGUACAGACAAAAAAGAUAAACAAGAUCUAGAAGAUGUAAUUACUGAAAUUGAGGAGCACGAGGAAGACAAUCAUCUAUUAGAAUGCAUAAAAGAACAAUGUGAUAUGCUUUGCAAAAAAGAAAAUUAUCAUAAUGGUCGGUGCGACAAAGAUACGUGUGAAUGUUAUGACAAAACUGGAAAUAGAAAAUAUUUAGAUCAUAUCAGAGAUGAUUACAGAGAUUGUGUGGAAUCAAAAUACUGUGAAAAUGAGUGUAUUCACAGAAAAUGGAAAGCAGGGCAUUGUGAGCGUAAUAGGUGUCAAUGUGUAACACCAAAUGGUGCUGUGAAUUAUUUGAAAGAUAUUAAAGAUUAUGAACUAGUCCCUAUCGAAGACGAUUCUCUUUGCAAUGAAGCAAAACAUCACGAAUGCGACGACAAAUGUCAUGCAUUAAGAUUAUAUGCAGGCCAUUGCAAACUCGGAAACUGCGAAUGUCAAAGAACUGAAACCCGUACAUUGUGGCAAUCAUAUGAAAAAAUAAUAGAAAAUAAAGAAACUGUUUUCAGAACUGAGAGAAAUACAUCGUUCCCUGCUGUGACUUGUACUGAACAUAAAGAUUGCGAAGAAGAAUGCAGAGGUAAAUAUGGUGCCAAAUCCGGAAUUUGUAGUUUCGGCAAAUGCGAAUGUCAAUUAGAUGAUAACAAAUGGCAAAAACUGUGGGAACUUGCAAAUUUAGAAAGAAUCAAAGAACUAGACCAAAUUUUAACUGAUGAACUGAAUGGAAACUGUUUUGAUUAUCAUUGCACAUUAAUGUGUAAAUCUUAUAAUCGUCCAUAUGGAAAAUGUGAAGACAAAAUGUGCAUGUGCACUAGUAAUGAAAUAGAUACAAGCAACCAGUUGGAAACAUCAACACUUCAACAAAUCGUAAAGAAAGAAACAACUAUAAGAGAAUUAACAUAUAAUGAAACAGAAAUACUAUAUACUUCAUGUUUUAAUGGAAAUACAUGCAAGCGAAUGUGUCAAUGUUUCCGCCAAAGUUAUGGAAAUUGCAACGAAAAUCAAUGCCAAUGCAUGGAUAAUUUUGAAAGAACGCAUUGGAGAUCCUUUAAAGAAGUUAUAUAUCAAGAAACUCAUACAGUGGUGAAAACCUAUGAAGAGUAUCAAAGGUAUGUAUCGAAUCAAUUAGAUAAGGAAAAGCAGCCAAUGUGCAUUAGUGGAGUUGACAAAAAAGGUUUAUGCAAUGAUAAUUGCAAAACUUAUAAGCAAUUUGAUGGCAAAUGCAAAAAAGUUAACGGCUGCUAUUGCAGAAAAACGAUAACAAGUUCUUGGAGAAGUUACGAAGAAGUUAAAAACCAUGGAGAGCGAGAAAAUGUUCUUAACAAACUCUACCACGAUUGUGAUGAUACAAAUAAAUGUAGAGAAGAAUGUCAAUCUGUUGGUCGUUUUAAUGGAAAAUGUUUGGAAAACCAAUGCAGUUGCUCGGAUGAUACGAACGUUGGCAAUCAUCAACUGUUAGAAAAUUUGAUUAAAUACAGAGGCAAGAUAAUUUAA